This is a messenger RNA of Thalassophryne amazonica, 2795 nucleotides long. It is a transcript of the gene dlgap5, whose product is annotated as discs, large (Drosophila) homolog-associated protein 5. Gene Ontology annotation, biological process: chromosome segregation; kinetochore assembly; signaling. The record is from RefSeq and is a predicted model, not a curated record. Gene Ontology annotation, molecular function: microtubule binding. The transcript has 18 exons. Gene Ontology annotation, cellular component: cytoplasm; nucleus; spindle pole centrosome. The coding region runs from base 217 to 2502 and encodes 761 amino acids. Lineage: Eukaryota; Metazoa; Chordata; Actinopteri; Batrachoidiformes; Batrachoididae.
CAAAGAUUCCAGUGGACAUUACUAGUUGUGCACGGUUAAAUCCUGUAAGAUUCCCAGUUCUGCAUAUUUUACCAUUCUUCUCUCCUAAACACAUCUGAUUAAUCAGGCAUGUUAUGCCAUCUUAAUUGUCCUCUGUGAUAAUGUUGCAGGAGCAGAAUUAAGGUUUGCUGCUUUCAACAGUCUUGUUUUCUCCUAAUCACACCAGGAAAUUCAACCAUGGAGACUCGAUUUUCUCAGCUGCGUCAACGGGACAACAGUGUGUUGAUGCUGAGGGUCAAAAUGUCCCGUAGGAGGUCUCAGUCCCAGAAGGAGAACCGGGAGAGGGCCAUAAACACACGUCGGAAUAUUAACCAGCUCCCUGUCUUGGAAUGCUCCUCCUUGGACUUGUCUAUGGCGAGGACUAACAUGUCAAUCGUCCAGGAGAAUGUCCAGAGUGCUGCAAAAAUUGCUAAACUCAAGGCGGCAGAAGAGAAGAUGAAACAGCUGGAGCGCUGGAAGGAGCGUAAGGCUCUACAGAAGGAAAAGCGAGAGAGGGAGCGCAGAGAUGUAUUUAAGACGGGUCUGUAUCGUCCAAAGGACACCCUUAUGUUUGUCUCUCUGCCACCGGUCCCACCAGGAUUUAAGGAGAGUAUGCGGACGACUCGUUCUAUGAAACAGCAGCAGAAGUGUCCACAGCCAGUAAAAACACAGAGACAUACUGCUGCGAACAAAGUGGAAAGAACAACCAGGAGCAGAGCAGCAGCUGCUGCUGCCAAUCCGGCACCAGCACCGCUGCUGACCAGUACCAGAGUCUGUGCAGUGGACCCCACCAUACGUACUUUGUCCAUCCGAUCAGCCAACAGGCCUCCAGUUGUGGCUGUUCCUUCGGUGAAAGACAACCCAAAGAACAAGUCUGCAGAUUUAAGAUCUGCACGGACCAAAGCGAACAUUACCGCUAAUGCCCCCUAUUCUGACAGGAAAAGGAACUGCAGCGCAUCCGUUAAUAAGCCGUCUGCACCUAAGGAGUCCAAGCAGAAUCCUUGUCCUUCCAGUCCGACACCCUGCACUAUGGCGGCGGACCCCGUCCCCGCUGGAGAUAAACCUUCUUCAGCUUUGUCCUCGUUCGCUCCUGAAGGCUUCACAUUCGAGGCCCCCAAGGGUUUGUCAUCCUUCAGAUUUGAGCCGCUCACCCCUCGCUCUGCGGACGCCUUCCUCAUGCCAAGCUGCAGCUUCAGUUUUCCUCCAGCCCCGGUGCUGAGCUUUGAUCAUCCGGCCGGGUCCAGUCAAGCUUCUUCUACUAAAGCUCGUCCUUGUCCGUCUUCCAUGCUGACAGAUAAAAUUCCAGUCACACCCCAGGGAUUGAAGCGCGAUGUGCCUUAUUUCAGGUCUGAAAUUGCUAAUGAGACUGAGAGGUUGAUGAGUCUCUGCGGCUGCUGGGAGCCAAAAGUAGAAGACGAGUCGAUCACCGAAGAGAUGAGAGACCAGAUGCGUACAGCUGUUGGACAAGCAAGGCUGCUGAUGAAGGAGCGUUUUAAACAGUUCAGCGGUCUGGUGGACGACUGCGAGUUCAGACGAGGAGACAAAAUUACCACCUGCACUGACCUGCAGGGGUUCUGGGACAUGGUUUAUUACCAGGUGGAGGACAUCAACAGGAAGUUUGAUGCUCUCAAAGAAGCAGAGGCUCGAGGGUGGGUGGAGGAGGAGAAGCCGCGUCCCCAGCAGAAGAAAGUCAUAAAGAAACAACCUGCAGUAGUGAAGUCAGCAGGGACCAAAGCGGCCGCCAAGUCUCGGCUGGCGGCCGCUAAAGCAGCCAUGAAAGCCAGACAGCAGGGGACUGAGGCGGAGAAAGCAGCCGAUGCAGAGAGCGACCUCAGAGUGAGCUGUGAGGAGGCGGGGCAGAUAAACACUGUGGUCGUCCACGGUGACAGUCCAACCAAAGCACCAGGUUCGGUGAGGAGAUCCAGCCGUCUGAAUGGCGUCGCGCAGCCUCGUCCGUCUCCCUGCGGCGUGUAUCACACACCACGAGUCACACGGCAAUCCACCGCAUUAUCACGGACCCCAGUUCACACACCACUUCCUGCCUCUCCCGCUCAGCUCUCAAAGUCCAUUCAGGAGGAGGUUCCCUCUCCUCUGGUAGUACAGGACCCCGUGGACACCCCGGAGCCCACAGGGGCAACUCCUGACAACUCUGUUAUCGAGGACAUUCCUGGUCUGGACUUUGAGCUUUACCUCCAGCCCUCACAGCAGUGCAGUCUGUCUCCGAGAGAAAGAGUAGACAGCAAGACACUGUCCCCGAUGACAGUGGAUGUAGAAUUCAAGAGCCCCGUGAGUCGGUCUGAGGACGUUCCAACGCAGCAUGUACCUGCUUUGUCUCUGACACCUGCAGAUUUGCCUCGUCAGUCGCUGCAGGCCCACACAGCGGAGUCCACAAUGCUUCUCUUCACUCCCAACUUGAAUGACAGAAUACGGCAAUCUGUCUGUCCCAGUGACCUCAUGGUCUUCACACCUCCUUCAGCUGUGUAGCAUUUUAGCUUUGAGAGGCAGGGACUGUUAUUUACCUGUUUUAGUUAGAUAUAUGCUCAUAUUUAACUUUUUGAAUACUGGGGCAUUGCUGAAAAAGAAUCACAUAAUAAAGGUUUAGGAAGAAAAUGGUUGUUUUGCAACUGAGUGAGUGGUGUGUAUUUAAAUUUACAGUGUGUAGUCUGUGUUUGAGGACACUGUUGCCGCAGCAGUUGUUAAACGGAUAAAUCACUCUUUAUUAAUAAAGCUAACUCUUGUUAACAUACAGCCAUUAAUUAGGGGGUGCAUCGUUGUAU